AUGCUAAAAAUUCUUCUCCCUACUAUUAUGCUUGUUCCCACUAUUUGAAUUACCCCCGCCAAACACCUCUGAUCCACCACCCUUUCAUACAGUCUAAUCAUUUCCUUAAUUAGCUUAACCUGAUUAAAAUCAUCCACAGAAUCAGGCUGAUCCUUCCUUAGCCCUUACAUGGCAACUGACCCUCUUUCCACCCCCCUCCUUGCACUAACCUGCUGGCUCCUCCCCCUAAUAAUUCUUGCAAGCCAAAACCACACAGCAUCCGAACCCAUCUCUCGCCAACGAACCUACAUCACCCUCCUUACAUCCCUACAAAUUUUCCUCAUUAUAGCUUUCAGCGCAACCGAAGUAAUUAUAUUUUACAUUAUAUUUGAAGCCACCCUCAUUCCAACCCUAAUUAUCAUUACCCGCUGAGGUAAUCAAACAGAACGACUAAACGCAGGGACCUACUUUCUAUUUUAUACAUUAGCAGGCUCACUCCCCCUCCUUGUUGCCCUCCUGCUACUCCAAAAUAGCACUGGAACCUUAUCCCUUCUAACACUACAGUAUACUCCUUCUAUACAACUUUCUUCUUUCGCCGACAAACUAUGAUGAGCCGGUUGCUUACUCGCCUUCCUAGUAAAAAUGCCCCUCUACGGGGCCCACCUUUGACUUCCUAAAGCACACGUUGAAGCCCCAAUCGCAGGUUCUAUAGUACUAGCCGCAGUGCUACUAAAACUGGGAGGUUAUGGAAUAAUACGAAUAAUAAUUAUGCUAGAACCCCUCACCAAAGAACUCAGUUAUCCCUUCAUUAUCUUCGCUCUCUGAGGUGUAAUUAUAACAGGCUCUAUCUGCCUCCGCCAAACAGAUCUAAAGUCACUCAUUGCUUACUCCUCCGUAAGCCAUAUAGGCCUCGUAGCAGCCGGCAUUCUAAUCCAAACCCCCUGAGGCUUUACAGGCGCCCUCAUUCUAAUAAUCGCACACGGUUUAACUUCCUCCGCCCUCUUCUGCUUAGCUAACACGAACUACGAACGAACACACAGCCGAACUAUAAUUUUAGCGCGAGGACUCCAAAUGGUUUUACCCCUAAUAACCGCAUGAUGGUUCAUUGCCAGCCUCGCAAAUCUUGCACUUCCCCCUCUCCCAAACCUCAUAGGAGAACUCAUAAUUAUUACCUCCUUAUUCCACUGAUCCUGAUGAACAAUUGCACUUACGGGGGCUGGAACUCUAAUUACUGCAGGCUACUCCCUAUACAUGUUUCUCAUAACACAACGAGGGCCGCUACCAACACAUAUUAUUUCCCUCGACCCAACACACUCCCGAGAACACCUACUCAUAGCCCUCCAUCUCCUACCCCUCAUUCUUCUAAUUCCCAAGCCCGAACUAAUUUGAGGUUGGACCGCCU
Molecule: messenger RNA, 1381 nt
Organism: Oreochromis niloticus (Nile tilapia)
Lineage: Eukaryota; Metazoa; Chordata; Actinopteri; Cichliformes; Cichlidae
Source: the annotation of a RefSeq genome assembly